AUGUCUUCAUCUCGAGACCGUGUAGAAGACACCUACGAGUCUCAGAAUGACCAGAGACUAGAUGAGCUGCACACCAAGCUCCGAACAUUGCGCGGCGUUACUACGGACAUUUACGACGAUGUCGAGGGACAGAACUCGGCUCUGGACUCUGCAGGAUUUCCACAGCGCGACACGUUCGCAUCCUUCGGCACUUCCCUUGCCCAAUCAUCGCGACGAGCUGGACAGGCUUUUGGUAUUGGCUCAGGAGGCGUGAAGCAGUGGCGGACCAUAGCGUACUGCGCGGCGGCCUUCAUUGCGCUCUGGCUACUCUGGAAGGUUCUCUGGUGGUUCUGGCCCAGCUCAUCGCCAUGA
Postia placenta MAD-698-R-SB12 is the source of this 351-nucleotide messenger RNA. RefSeq lists its product as hypothetical. The record is from RefSeq and is a predicted model, not a curated record. The transcript is spliced from 3 exons. Lineage: Eukaryota; Fungi; Basidiomycota; Agaricomycetes; Polyporales; Adustoporiaceae. Gene Ontology annotation, biological process: intra-Golgi vesicle-mediated transport. The coding region runs from base 1 to 351 and encodes 116 amino acids.